Messenger RNA from Aureobasidium pullulans EXF-150, 201 nucleotides. RefSeq lists its product as uncharacterized. The annotation marks the transcript as partial. Gene Ontology annotation, cellular component: transcription factor TFIIH core complex. NCBI's taxonomy places the organism in Eukaryota, Fungi, Ascomycota, Dothideomycetes, Dothideales, Saccotheciaceae. The record is from RefSeq and is a predicted model, not a curated record. The transcript has 2 exons. Gene Ontology annotation, biological process: transcription initiation at RNA polymerase II promoter; nucleotide-excision repair.
GGUACUCUGGUCCAGUGUGAUCCUUCCAUCAAAGCCAUCAUCAGUAAAAUCAAUGAGGAGCACGGCGGCAUCUAUAUCUCUGAGGACAUCGACGAUGAGACCUGCUUGAUCAACACCAAGAACUUGAAAGAGCUGCAGCAAAAGCUCAAAGAUGCCCUGAAGGACACUGUUCGCGAGGCCGAGGACUCGAGCUCCGAGUAG